AUGUCUGACAUCGCGGGUGUUGGAUGGCAGCUCAUCUUCGCGUGGGACCCUCUGCCGUGCUACCCCAAUAACACACUGGCCAUCGGAAUCUUGCAGGGCUCGCAGCUCGGCUCGCUAUACACCCCAGACAAUGGCCUUGUUGGACCCGUCCUGCUCAAUUUGGGGGGGCGGAACGAAUCCGCCAAUUAUACUUACGUGUUCAAUGACAUUGGGAUGGUUCACGGCGACUUCUAUCAGGCUUCGCUCAUGGUGUAUAACACUACUACUGGCGUUCCGUAUGUGGUAUCCGGUAUUGACUUUACCUGGGAGACGCCCUACCCUUAUUAGAUAGUCCGUGCAUUUUUCUCAUAAAGAGGACACCUACUUGAAUAGGAGAGGACACGUAGACGAAGCAAAGCUACAUCAGUAAGCUUUGCAGUCUCUACCGUACUGGUCUUGUCUAUGUUUAGGUGGCUGCUGUAGGAGACGUUACUUUACUUCGGACUCGGACGAUGCAACAUACUCGGGUUUCUCAGUUUCUUGAA
This is a messenger RNA of Gloeophyllum trabeum ATCC 11539, 524 nucleotides long. RefSeq lists its product as uncharacterized. The coding region runs from base 1 to 327 and encodes 108 amino acids. The record is from RefSeq and is a predicted model, not a curated record. The transcript is spliced from 3 exons. Lineage: Eukaryota; Fungi; Basidiomycota; Agaricomycetes; Gloeophyllales; Gloeophyllaceae.